Molecule: messenger RNA, 1378 nt
Organism: Annulohypoxylon truncatum
Lineage: Eukaryota; Fungi; Ascomycota; Sordariomycetes; Xylariales; Hypoxylaceae
Exons: 3
Coding region: 447-1226 (259 amino acids)
Source: RefSeq, a predicted model, not a curated record
UUUUGUCUUGUUUUAACUGACAUUUCCUGACAUUUCUAUGCCAAACUUGGCAUCCCGGAACUUGCAGUCUUAAUAGAGAGCGGCCUCAUUAUAACCGACUGUCUUGGAUUCUGUAUUCGCAUUUUAUCUAUCAAUUUGACGUCAGGUACGGCGAGAAGCAGUAGCAAGAUUUAAUUUGCACUUUGCUGCCUUUGCUGCCGCCAAUUCUAUCUACCAACGACUGGGGAGCCACGAGACAGUUGCACGACUUUUCUAACGGUCCUCUUAUCAUCGCCGGGAUUAUUUUGCAGCUUACGAAACACCCCGCCUUCUCGUCUUCUGCCCCUCUACGCCGAAUAAAGUCCCCUUACUAGGCUGGCAAACUAAACAACCCCUCGGACUAUUCUCUUUAGACAGUGGGUACUGGCCUGCGUUGAUCGCCAGGGCCAAUCGCACAUACAGUCCCAAUGCAUCACAGCCGUCGCAAAUCCGGACAUGCCUCGACCAACAGCUCAACGACGGACGUGCGAAAAGCCGUCACUACCUCAGAUCUCUCGAGGCCUAGGAGGCCACAAACCCUAAGCAGGAAAUCGACACCUCAGACAGUGCAAAAGCUAGGUAAAAAUCCCAGGGACCGCGAGAGGGAAUGGGAGGAAGAGCGGUGGUUCGACGAUGAGCGGGAAAGCUUCCCUCAAUUUUGUAUGACUUGCGAAAAGCAAUUCACCCCACAGGACGAGAAAUUCUUAUAUUGCUCUGAGGCGUGUCGCGAGCGUGACCAAAUUGCGAGCGUAAGAGCAUCGUCAUCCCACCAUACGAGUAGGGGACAUGACGGCUUCGGAGCCAACUUGCCGUAUUACACGGUGGGCAAUCCGGAACCCCGAGACAUCAUCCCGCGCGCCUCACCGUCUCGUUGGUCGCCUCCUACUUCGCCAACCACCAGUCAAUACACCAGCGCCGUCUCCGCCUUGAGGUCAUUAAGUAUAAGGCCGGUGAGCCCGACUUCGCCCGUAGGAGGAAACACGAUGUGGCCAUUCACCCGCAGCGCCGUUACCAGCCCGAGUACAUCUUACACAAAACCGUCUAACAACUUCUACUCGUCGACCUACGACAAUGGUUACGCGGUAACGGGUUACGGAUAUGGCCAAGGCGGCACCACCACUUCAGAGCGACCGUUACCCAUGAGGAAACCAGGGGCUUACUCUCGACCCAAGAGCAUCGAGCUCGUUACGCCGAUAGUAGGCCGCUGAACGGCAGCCAAUUCCAGAAACCAGUUUUGGGUCCUCGCCAUAGUGCUGACGUGAGACUCGGAGAGUUUGUUUUACGCGCGCCGACCGAUUUUCCCACGUUCAGCAGGUCAGAUCGAUACUUGGCGUGGGAGUCCGUAUGGGAUGUCACAGUC